GGCAGGUUUGUGAAGCAAUCUCUCUCUGUCAAUCGCCUCCCCUUCUCUCUCUCUCUCUCUCUCUCUCUCUCUCUCUCCACUUCCAAGUUCUUCGCUGAGCACACAACCAAAUCCAACCAUCAUGCCGUCGGAGAAACACGUUGCAGUCUGCAAUUUCCCAUUCAGCAGCCACCCCAGGACUGUCGCCAAAUUGGUCUGCAAGCUUGCUGAGACCGCCCCAACCGUCCGCUUCUCUUUCCUAAGCACGGCCAAAUCCAACGAUUCCAUCUUCCCUCCACUGUCAAGAGCCGCUCUAUUGCCGUCGAACCUCAGAGUCUACGAUGUUGGUGACGGGUUGCCGGCUGGCUAUGACAAGGUGACCGGCGACCGAGUAGAAGCCGAUCUGUUCAUCAGAGCAGCUCCUGUGAAUUUUCUAGCCGGUGUCGACAUUGCAGUGCGAGACGCGGGAAGCAAAGUAAGUCUCUUGCUGAGUGACGGUUUGGUAUCAUUGGUUGCAUGCGAAUUGGCGGAGAAAUUGCAUGUCCCGUGGGUCGCGUUCUGGACUGGGGCUCCGUACGCUCUAUCUAUGCUCAUCCACGCUGACCUCAUCGUCCAGCUGAGGCAAAACGCCACCGACGAAGAAAAGACCCUGGACAUGAUCCCAGGACUGUCCGUCGUUCGCUUGGUGGAUGUGCCUGCUAAUAUAUCGAAAGCCCAGGGCAUGUCAAAGUUUUCCCGCAUGUUCCUUGACCUGGGGAACGUGAUCCGAGGUGCGACGGCCGUCGUCAUGAACUCCUUUGUGGAGAUGUAUCCCGAGCCCCUCAUGGCCGACCUUAAGUCCAAGUUCAGCAUUUUGCUCUUCUUGGGCAUGAGGCCAAACCCACCCGCCUCAGACAAUACCGGCUGCUUGACCUGGCUAGACUUGCAAGGCCCGCAAACAGUGGUGUACAUAUCCUUCGGGUCCGGAGCCUUGACGAGCCCGACGCCCGACGAGAUAACGGCCCUCGCCGAAGCCCUAGAGUCCACUCGGACCCCGUUCCUGUGGUCUCUAAACGACCAGCUGAAGGCCACGUGCCUCCCCGGAGGGUUCGAGGAGCGGACGAGCUCGCAAGGGAGGAUUGUGCCGUGGGCCCCUCAGAGGGAGGUGCUCAGCCACCAGGCCUGCGGGGCCUUCGUGAUGCAAUGCGGUCACAGCUCGGUGUUCGAGAGCGUGGCGGGGGGCGUGCCGAUGAUAUGCCGGCCCAUGGGGGCGGACCAGAUGCUGACCGCGAGGGUGGUGGAGGAAGUGUGGGGGAUCGGAAUCGGAGUGGAGGGACGGGUCAUAACGAAGAGCGGGCUGGUCAAGGCACUGGAGAUGGUGCUGAGGAGUGAGGAAGGGAAGGAGAUGAGGAAGAAGGUGGGUGAGUUUAGGCAGAGACUCCUGGUGGCUGCUGGGCCAGAAGGGAGAGCUGAAGCUGAUUUCAAGGCUCUUGUGGAGCUCAUCUCUACCUUGUGAGGAAGCCAAGUGA
Molecule: messenger RNA, 1487 nt
Organism: Rhodamnia argentea
Lineage: Eukaryota; Viridiplantae; Streptophyta; Magnoliopsida; Myrtales; Myrtaceae
Product: anthocyanidin 3-O-glucosyltransferase 7-like
Exons: 1
Coding region: 122-1474 (450 amino acids)
Molecular function (GO): UDP-glycosyltransferase activity
Source: RefSeq, a predicted model, not a curated record